AUGGUAUACUACAUCGGAGUAGACGUAGGGACGCAGAGCGUACGUGCAAGUCUGUGUGACGUCACUGGGAGGGAGCACAACACCAGUAGCCGUCCUCUCACCGUCCACAACCCUCUACCCGACCACUACGAGCAGUGUUGUCUCCAGAUAUGGGGUGCUGUGUGCGGGACUGUACGUGAUGUGAUCCAGGGGGUCAGGGUGGAGGAGGUCCGGGGGAUAGGGUUUGAUGCGACAUGCUCUCUUGUUGUGGUGGGUAGUGCUGGAGAGCCUCUCAAUAUAUCUGCUGGUAGUGGAGGUGGUAACACUUGUCUGAUGUGGAUGGAUCACCGAGCUGAGAAAGAGACUGAGCUAGUGAACCAGUGUAAAUCCUGUGUAACUGACUACGUGGGUGGGGGGUUUAGUCCGGAGCAGCAGCCUCCUAAACUACUCUGGUUAAAAAGUAACCUCCCUGAAACGUGGAGUAAAGCUGCUCACAUGUUCGACCUGCCUGAUUGGUUAACAUACCGGGCUACCGGCAGCACUGUUCGCUCCCUGUGUUCUGUAACGUGUAAGUGGGGUUAUGUAGCGGAGAGAGGAGGCUGGGAUCAGGACUUCCUGACUGAGGUUGGGUUAGGGGAUCUAGUAGGGUUAGAUAAACUGGGGGUGAAUGUCUGCUCUCCUGGGAGCAGUGUACCUGGGGGAUUAUCAGACAAGGCAGCUUGUGAGUUGGGUUUGAAACCUGGUACUAAAGUUGGGGUUUCUAUGAUAGACGCUCAUGCUGGCACGCUGGCACUGCUGCGCUACACUCCUAGCGCUAUCUGUGAUACACUGUGUAUCAUCUCAGGUACCAGUACCUGUAUUAUGGCACUGGGCACCACUAAAACCUUUGUACCAGGAGUGUGGGGACCGUACCGGGCGGUGUUACCAGAUACCUGGUUAUUUGAAGGGGGUCAGACGGCUGCUGGCAGUGCUCUGGAUCACAUAGUACACUCUCACCCUGCCCACUCUGCUGACAUGACAUACUCUAAACUAAACUCAGAUCUGGGAGAGUUUCUAACUGACUCUACUUUGCACACUCUAUCACGUGAUCUGCAUGUUGUACCUGAUCUACACGGUAACAGGUCACCUCUAGCUCUACCCUGGUUUAGAGGGAUGGUGUCUGGACUGGACCUCAACUCUUCCUACAAGGACCUACUCGUUCUCUACUUGGCGACUGUUCAGGGUCUGGCACUUGGUGUGCGGCUGGUAAUUGACAAGUUGAGAGAUCACGGACUGAACUUUAGUAAUAUCGUGAUAUGUGGCGGGCUGGCUGAUAACCCCCUGUAUCUGGUCGUGCUAGCAACUGUUGUCAAGGUACCGGUAACAGCGCCACGUGAUGGUAACAUGAUGUGCGCGGGUGCAGCGCUGUUAGCGCAGUGCGCUGCCGAGGAACGUCCGUUGAGUGCUAUCUUGGAGUCGGGGGUGACUGGGUCAGAUGUUAGCGUUUAUAGUCCUAUCAGGGAACUUGUCGGGUAUUAUGAAAUGAAGUACAAAGUGUACAGCAGUAUGGUGUCUGAUCAAGUCAAAUACAGGGGGAUCAUGCAUGAUGGAUUAUCAAAUUUUUAA
Bolinopsis microptera is the source of this 1584-nucleotide messenger RNA. RefSeq names its product FGGY carbohydrate kinase domain-containing protein-like. The record is from RefSeq and is a predicted model, not a curated record. Gene Ontology annotation, molecular function: D-ribulokinase activity. NCBI's taxonomy places the organism in Eukaryota, Metazoa, Ctenophora, Tentaculata, Lobata, Bolinopsidae. Gene Ontology annotation, cellular component: cytoplasm. Gene Ontology annotation, biological process: carbohydrate phosphorylation; pentose metabolic process.